GGUAUAUGUGUUUUUAUCCGGUGUUAAUGUUUUACCUCCCAAGAGGCCUACAUAGCUGCUGGGUGUCAUAGGCGUAUGAGAGGCCUAACAUUAGGAAUCUCAUUAGCACGUGGACUGCCCCGUGACACGCCGGUGUGUCACAUUCGCCAUAGGGAAGAGCAGUGGUUCCAAAUCCCUUGGCGGUUGUUUUUGGAUCAGUGGUGAUUUUGACAGAAAAUGACAUUCACUGGAUACUCAUGCUUUGUGGAGGAAAUUGACUUCCACGAAAUCUCAGUGGAAGAAGUCAUAGGGAAGGGUUCUUUUGGCAUGGUUUGCAGAGCAAAGUGGCGAGGUAAUCUUGUAGCAGUGAAGCUCAUUGAAUCAGAAUCAGAAAGGAGGGCCUUCAUGGAAGAAGUGCGCCACUUGUCUCGAGUGUCUCACCCUAAUGUUGUCACCCUUUAUGGGGCUUCUACCUCUAAUAGGGUCUGUCUUGUGAUGGAGUUUGCUGAAGGUGGUUCUCUCUAUGAAGUUCUCCAUGGGAGUGCUCAGCCAGUGUACACAGCUGCACAUGCUUUGAGUUGGGCCCUGCAAUGUUCUCGUGGAGUGGCAUAUCUGCAUGGAAUGAAACCCAAGGGACUUGUGCAUCGGGAUUUGAAGCCUCCAAAUCUGCUGUUGGUGGACUGUGGACGUACCCUGAAGAUUUGUGAUUUUGGAACUGCAUGUGAUAUUCGUACAUACAUGACAAAUAGCAAGGGAAGUGCUGCCUGGAUGGCCCCUGAAGUUUUUGAAGGAAGUCGAUAUACAGAGAAGUGUGACAUAUUCAGCUGGGGCAUCAUAUUAUGGGAGGUGUUGACACGCAGGAGACCAUUUGAAAAUAUAGGUGGGAAUGCAUUUAGGAUCAUGUGGGCUGUGCAUAUGGGAGCACGACCUCCUCUCAUUCACAAUUGCCCUCCUCCUCUGGAGGCUCUCAUGGUCAGGUGUUGGGAUACAAAACCUGAAAGAAGGCCAUCAAUGGAUCAAGUGGAGAAUUUCAUGUCCCACAUCUGUACUUUCUUCCCUGGGGCUGACAUUCCCCUCUACUACCCUCCACCAAAAAUUCAUGCUAUUCUUGUGGAGGUGUGUGGAAGUGGUGCAGUAGACCAGAGCACAGUGUCUCAUUGGGCCACACGUUUUCGUUGUGGGCGGGAGAGCAUAAACAACGAUCCAAGGUCUGGCAGACCAGUUUGUGCAAUAAUGGACGAAUCAGUGCAACGUGUGGCCAAUGUGAUUGAAGAGGAUCGCCGAAUGACCUGUGAGGAAAUUUCUCAAGAUACUGGGAUAUCAGCCACGUCAGUGUUUCGCAUUCUCACCCAGCAUCUUCACAAAAGAAAAGUGGCAGCCAAGUCUCGUGAGUGCCCCACCACUAUACCAACUCAGUGGCUCAAGUCCAUUCAAAGUGGUAGCGCAUUAGAUUUCUUUUCCCGAGUCUGUGUCAUGGAUUUGACGAAAGUUGAACAUCGUUCAGUGAUGAAAUUCCUCACCAAAGAAGGGAAAGCACCUAAGGAGAUUCAUGAACGUGAGAGAAGUGAAAGGAUAUCAGUUGGGGAUUCUGAAGAGGAUGAAGAAAGAUGGACUGAGGAUGAGAAGGAAGCAGCCAACACUGAACUUGGCAGAUAUAAAAAGGGUCAGAACAAAGUAUCAGACUCAAGAAUAGAGAGUCAUGUUACUCUCAAAAAACCCUAUCUUCCAGAGUUUCCAGAUAUUGGUGCACUGAAGGUAGAGGUGGAGGAAGAAGGACGACAUGAGAAGGAUCUUCCACUGGACACUCUGAUGGAAAGUGUAACCCUGAGACCAAAGACUUUGAGCCCUCCAUCUCAAAUGGCCUUGCCAAUGGGAGUGAAAAGAAGAUCCACAGACCUCUCUUCCCUUGCUUCAUCUUCUUUCUCCGCUCAUACACGGGCCAAAGCCCUUGGUCACAGAAGGUCUUCAUCUUAUGGAUCAGCUGUGGCUGGGAGCAAGUGCAGCAGUGAAUUCAGAGGAUCUCAGUAUCUCCAACGGUCCACAUCCAAUCUCUCCUUUGACAAUGGAGAAGAUGACCUUCUGGACACUGCUUAUCUUCUCUUGGAACCAGAAAUACAUCCCAUUCCCCCCUGCAGUGACUCUCAGCAGUCCAUUGAAAUUUUUCAGAAGCAUAAAAAAAUGGCCAUUGGUUAUUUGAGGGCAAGAACAGAGAGACUUCAUCUCCAAAGAUACAUGGAGGAGCUACAGAGGCAGAAGAGAGAAGCUGAAGUGGCAUCCCAGAGAAGUUUGGAAGUUGGUGGCAACCCUGAUCUUGCCCAAGAAAGAAUAAAUGAAUAUCUAGAUCUCAUGAAAGAAAAAGAGGACUUGGAGAAGUUGCAUGAGAAUUUAAGAAGGCAACUGGAGUUGAUGCGAAGACACCAUGGACGUCUUGCUCUUUCUGCUGCUUUCUCUCCAUGAUUCCAGCUUACCCUAUGAGACAAGGAUACAUGGCUGAAAAAAUGAUGUUGACAAGCUUAGCAUUGCAUUCUGCCUUGAACAGAAGAGCCUGAUACAGUACUGACUUCAAUUUGAGUCAGUCUUCACAUUGAGAAGUUCUGCAGGCUUUGCAAACCAAAAUAGCAAAGUUUUUGUCAAUUAAAUCAGGAAUGGAUUCCUUUCUGAGUUUUUCUGUUUAUCCCAUCUCAUAUAGGUGACAUCUAAGUUUUUUUUAAAGAAAUGCAGUUGAUUCCUUGAAGGGUUCUCAUACUGAAUCAUGGAAAGAUCAAUGUCACUGAAUGGUUGUUGGGCAGAAAAUGACUCCUGGACACAACACAUGUGUUUUUCAUUUCUCAUCAGAGAAAUUUAUUCAGGUGAAUAUUAAAAAUAAAUAAAUAA
Molecule: messenger RNA, 2853 nt
Organism: Darwinula stevensoni
Lineage: Eukaryota; Metazoa; Arthropoda; Ostracoda; Podocopida; Darwinulidae
Source: the annotation of a GenBank genome assembly